AUGCGAGCUGCUUCUUCGAGAGGCACUCAAGAUCUGACGACUACCCUCCUGACUUGCCUCGUUAUAUUAUGUUUCGAAGCAUGGAACGGACACUACGACUUAGCCGUUCGACAGAUCCAAACUGGGCUACGGCUAAUUCAAGCAUGGCGCGAGGAUAUCCUGAUUGAUCGACACCGGCGAGGCAUCACUGCUAGUCCAUGUGGAGACGAUAGAGUCGUUAACCACCAGCUAAUUGCGACCUUCACCAAGUUGGACGUCCAGGCUAUAUCCUUUGCCGAAGAAAGCAAUCCAGAACGGCAUUCCCUCGUCCUGAACGCGGAACUCAGCCUCCUCGACAACAUGCCUCUAUCCUUCGACACAGUCCGACAAGCCGAACCUUACGAAAACGCCAUAAUCCGGCAAUCGAUGCGAUUCUUCGCCGUCCAAGUCCCGCUUCCUCGGCCCCGGCCUCCAAAACGCGCGUUUCCGAUUAAUGCAUGGUGGGGUAUUAGGGAUCCGGAUGUGGUAGCUAUACAGCAGAGUAUCUUGAAAUAUAUCUCGGCCUGGCAUUCAGCUUUUGAACCGUUGUGGACUAAACUCCAGACAGAGGGAACAGACGAAGAGACACUUCUAAUUGCCUCUACGUUAAGACUUCACAUCGAAGCGGACACCAUCGCUCUACUUGGCGUGUGCUGCACUAAUGAAGAAGAUUUCGAUGCCUACACAGAUACGUUUUCAGAUAUGAUCACCCUCUCCUCAACCAUCCUCCUCACCCUCACCAAAACCUCCCCCACGACCCCAAAAUUCAGCUUCGACUCCCACGUCGUCAUCCCCCUCCACAUGAUCGCGCACAAAUGCCGCGACCCCCUCAUCCGCCGCCGCGCCAUCGAGCUAUUAACCCGGUAUCCGCGGCGCGAAGGCGUGUGGGAUAGUGCGCUCGGAGCUAGGAUUGGAAGCUGGGCUAUGGCUGUUGAGGAGGAGUUUGGUGAUGAGGAGGGGAGGGUGCCGGGGUGGGCAAGGAUUCAUGGGGUCGUGUUUGAGAGGGAUGGCGAGAGGAGGGGCGCGCUUUUGGGGUGUGAGCAGAAGGUUGGGGAGGGUGGGGGGUGGGGGUGGAGGAGGAAGAUUAUUACUUGGUGA
Molecule: messenger RNA, 1116 nt
Organism: Mollisia scopiformis
Lineage: Eukaryota; Fungi; Ascomycota; Leotiomycetes; Helotiales; Mollisiaceae
Exons: 2
Coding region: 1-1116 (371 amino acids)
Source: RefSeq, a predicted model, not a curated record